Messenger RNA from Suricata suricatta (meerkat), 4403 nucleotides. RefSeq names its product importin 5 (gene IPO5). The coding region runs from base 95 to 3343 and encodes 1082 amino acids. Gene Ontology annotation, biological process: protein import into nucleus. Gene Ontology annotation, molecular function: nuclear import signal receptor activity; small GTPase binding. The transcript is spliced from 28 exons. NCBI's taxonomy places the organism in Eukaryota, Metazoa, Chordata, Mammalia, Carnivora, Herpestidae. Gene Ontology annotation, cellular component: cytoplasm; nucleus. The record is from RefSeq and is a predicted model, not a curated record.
UGUGGGAUUAACAUCCCACAACUGGAUCAACCACAGUCCUGAGAACAGCUUUGACUACUGUGGUUCCAGGGAGAAACCUUUCCAGGACCCAUGUAUGGGCACAGCUGUUUUCCCUGAUCAGGAUCUUUGCAGCACCCAAGAAACCUAUGAGAAUAUCCCAGGCCAGUCAAAGAUCACAUUCCUCUUACAAGCCAUCAGAAAUACAACAGCUGCUGAAGAGGCUAGACAGAUGGCUGCCGUUCUCCUAAGACGUCUGUUGUCCUCUGCGUUUGACGAAGUCUACCCAACUCUUCCUUCUGAUGUUCAGACCGCCAUCAAGAGUGAACUACUGAUGAUUAUACAAAUGGAAACCCAGUCUAGCAUGAGGAAAAAAAUCUGUGAUAUUGCUGCAGAGCUGGCCAGGAAUUUAAUCGAUGAAGACGGCAACAACCAGUGGCCCGAAGGUUUGAAGUUCCUCUUUGAUUCAGUCAGCUCUCAAAAUAUGGGACUGCGGGAAGCCGCCCUUCACAUUUUCUGGAAUUUUCCUGGAAUUUUUGGGAACCAACAGCAGCACUAUUUAGACGUUAUCAAACGGAUGUUAGUUCAAUGUAUGCAAGAUCAGGAACAUCCAUCGAUCAGGACAUUAUCUGCUAGAGCUACAGCUGCAUUUAUACUUGCAAAUGAGCAUAAUGUUGCUCUGUUCAAGCAUUUUGCAGACUUGUUACCCGGAUUCUUACAGGCUGUGAAUGACUCCUGCUACCAGAAUGACGAUUCGGUCCUAAAGUCCCUCGUUGAGAUCGCAGAUACUGUUCCAAAGUAUUUGCGUCCUCAUUUAGAAGCCACUUUACAGCUAAGUCUAAAGCUGUGUGGAGACACCAGCCUCAAUAACAUGCAGCGCCAGCUCGCCCUUGAAGUGAUCGUGACCCUCUCUGAGACUGCAGCUGCUAUGUUAAGAAAACAUACCAGUAUUGUUGCACAGACCAUUCCUCAGAUGUUAGCGAUGAUGGUAGAUCUUGAAGAGGACGAGGACUGGGCGAAUGCAGAUGAGCUGGAGGAUGACGACUUUGACAGCAAUGCGGUUGCUGGUGAGAGCGCCCUGGACCGAAUGGCCUGUGGACUUGGGGGGAAGCUGGUGCUGCCAAUGAUCAAGGAACACAUAAUGCAGAUGCUCCAAAACCCUGACUGGAAAUAUCGGCAUGCAGGAUUAAUGGCUUUAUCUGCCAUUGGUGAAGGCUGCCACCAGCAAAUGGAAGGAAUCUUAAAUGAGAUAGUAAAUUUUGUUUUGCUUUUUCUUCAGGAUCCACAUCCACGGGUAAGAUAUGCAGCCUGUAAUGCCGUGGGACAGAUGGCGACAGAUUUUGCACCUGGUUUCCAAAAGAAAUUUCAUGAGAAAGUGAUCGCGGCCCUGCUGCAGACCAUGGAAGACCAGGGCAAUCAGCGGGUGCAGGCCCAUGCCGCCGCCGCGCUCAUUAACUUCACCGAGGACUGUCCCAAGUCCCUGCUUAUCCCGUAUUUAGACAAUUUGGUGAAACAUCUACAUUCCAUCAUGGUACUUAAACUUCAAGAGUUGAUUCAGAAAGGCACCAAGUUAGUUCUGGAACAAGUUGUGACAUCUAUCGCAUCAGUUGCAGAUACCGCAGAGGAAAAAUUUGUCCCCUACUAUGACUUAUUUAUGCCAUCACUAAAGCACAUUGUUGAGAACGCAGUUCAGAAGGAACUCAGACUUCUCAGAGGAAAAACUAUUGAGUGCAUCAGCCUCAUUGGUCUCGCUGUUGGGAAGGAAAAGUUCAUGCAGGACGCGUCAGACGUGAUGCAGCUCCUGUUGAAGACCCAGACGGACUUCAGCGACAUGGAGGAUGAUGAUCCCCAGAUCUCUUACAUGAUCUCAGCAUGGGCCAGAAUGUGCAAAAUUCUUGGAAAAGAAUUUCAGCAGUACCUUCCAGUGGUUAUGGGACCUUUAAUGAAGACCGCUUCAAUUAAGCCCGAAGUAGCACUUUUAGAUACCCAAGACAUGGAAAAUAUGAGUGAUGAUGAUGGUUGGGAGUUCGUGAACCUUGGAGAUCAGCAGAGUUUUGGUAUUAAAACGGCAGGGCUAGAGGAAAAGUCCACCGCUUGUCAGAUGCUGGUUUGCUAUGCUAAAGAGUUAAAGGAAGGCUUUGUGGAAUACACUGAACAAGUUGUCAAACUGAUGGUCCCUCUACUGAAGUUUUAUUUCCAUGAUGGCGUUCGAGUGGCGGCAGCAGAAUCCAUGCCUCUUCUCCUGGAAUGUGCGAGAGUUCGUGGUCCUGAGUAUCUCACACAGAUGUGGCAUUUCAUGUGUGAUGCUCUGAUCAAGGCCAUCGGCACAGAACCAGACUCAGAUGUCCUCUCAGAAAUAAUGCAUUCUUUUGCAAAGUGCAUUGAAGUAAUGGGAGAUGGAUGCCUUAAUAAUGAGCAUUUUGAAGAAUUGGGAGGAAUAUUGAAAGCUAAACUCGAAGAACAUUUUAAAAAUCAAGAAUUGCGGCAAGUUAAAAGACAAGAUGAAGACUAUGAUGAGCAGGUGGAAGAGUCACUCCAAGAUGAGGACGAUAACGAUGUUUAUAUUCUGACCAAAGUGUCAGACAUUUUACACUCAAUAUUCAGUAGCUACAAGGAAAAGGUGUUGCCAUGGUUUGAACAGCUGCUCCCGUUAAUUGUCAACCUAAUUUGUCCACAUAGACCGUGGCCAGACAGACAAUGGGGACUGUGCAUCUUUGAUGAUGUCAUAGAACACUGUAGUCCAGCCUCUUUUAAAUACGCAGAAUAUUUCUUAAGGCCGAUGCUCCAGUACGUGUGUGACAGCAGCCCCGAAGUGAGGCAGGCGGCUGCGUACGGCCUGGGGGUCAUGGCGCAGUACGGUGGAGAGAACUACCGCCCUUUCUGUGCAGAAGCACUUCCACUGCUGGUAAGAGUUAUUCAGGCUGCCGAUUCUAAGACCAAAGAAAAUGUCAAUGCCACAGAGAACUGCAUCUCCGCAGUGGGGAAGAUUAUGAAGUUCAAACCGGACUGCGUGAACGUGGAAGAAGUCCUGCCUCACUGGCUGUCUUGGCUUCCACUACAUGAGGAUAAAGAAGAAGCUGUUCAGACUUUCAGUUAUCUGUGUGACCUGAUCGAGAGUAAUCACCCGAUCGUUCUUGGCCCCAACAAUACCAAUCUGCCCAAAAUAUUCAGUAUAAUUGCAGAAGGAGAAAUGCAUGAGGCAAUUAAACAUGAAGAUCCUUGUGCCAAGCGUCUGGCUAAUGUAGUUCGCCAAGUACAGACUUCUGGAGGACUGUGGACUGAGUGCAUAGCACAGCUCAGUCCCGAGCAGCAGGCCGCCAUCCAGGAGCUCCUGAACUCUGCCUGAAGGGCCUUAGUACCACCACCAGAAAAUUUUCAGCACAUUGUUGGCCCAGAAGCUUCAGUAUCCUGCAGAGCCGCAUUGAAUGACGUCACCAGCACAAUCACUGCUUUCCGUGGGUACCCACUGGACUGUUUUGUACCGUGUGUGGGGUAAUCCCCGGAACUACUUCAUACCCUGUAUUCCUGUUGGAGUAAAAUGUGUCAUGACAACUCCUUUGUGCUUUCUUAUGUACAAUAGAGUUUGGAAGGUCGAAUCCUAUACCGAUUUCCAAUUGCAGUUUUGCUGUUGUUUUUAAUUUAAAUUAUUACACUUAAAACAUGUUAAAAAUGUGGCACGCUUGCCUAAGUCGACUUGGAAGUGUGAUCAGAAGAUGGCUGCCUGGCUUUGGAGAAUCCAGUGUCUGCAAAGCUCUGUGCCACACACUUUCGGGUAAGACUCAUAGCUUCUGGUUUAAACACUAAUGGGAAAGUCAGAAGAUGGACAAGUGAAGAGUCAAUAAGAUCAGAAAGAAGUAAAUGAGUGUAAUCCAACUUUGGGCUAGAAAUAGAGGAACAAGUAACCGAAACUGAACUGCGUUCAUCGGGGCAAGGUUGGUACUAAAGCCUGUUACUGUCCAUUGACCCGGAGAUCCAGGGCUCAUAACUAAUUGUUCUUUGGGCUUAUUGGGGGACACAUUUUUAAUACCUCAUUUUAUCUACACAAGAUGAAAAUUCAUGUUUUUUCCUUUUGUACUGAAUUUAGUUGCCUAGUGGCCUUGAGUGUCAGCCAGGAAUGACAUAUUUAAGAACCCAAGCUAUUUCUGGAGGAAAAUCAUGUGUGUGGCUCUUAUCGUUUGCUGGGUAUUUUGUAACAAAGGAUUAAGUUAUCUGCACAAGUGUUAGAAAUUUGUAGCAAAACUAAUUUGGAGUAUUUUUUUAAUGCUGUAAAUUUAAAGAAAAGUAAAUUGUCUUAAAGCUAAUUGGACAUUUCUGUAAUGGGAGGCAGCUUUAUCAUAACUCUGGAGCUGUAGUUUGCCGAACAGAAUCAUCAGUAAAUACAUAUACAAAUAAACAUUCUUGAUGCA